AUGGAGGAGGAGGACGCACUGCUUAUUUUAAAUGUCCAGGCAAUGGCUGUCCUCUACAGGAUGCGAAGGAAACGCCACCGACGAGAUAUGUAUGUGAGGGAGAUAUUCGCUCGGCGGUGGGAACAAGGGGACUUUAACAAUCUAGUCCGCGAGAUGGAACUCGGUGACCACACCUACUUUUUCAAGUAUCUGCGCCUUACCCCACCAUUGCUAGAAGAGCUGCUCCAGCUUGUAGGCCCAUCGCUUCAGCACCAUCACACCCACAGGACACCCAUAGACCCAAAGCAACGUCUUGUUCUUACUUUGAGGGGUCAUCGAUCUAAAGACUGCAGGUCGAAGAGGAAAUGUGGGAAAGCUGGAUGCACUAGGUGGCAUCAUGUGAUGCUACAUGUUGACUCUCCACCUCCGAUUGUCCAGUCUGCUCCUUUUUCAGGUUCUGCCACAGCGGCUAUUGACAAAAAUGGUAUUCUGCAUGUAGUUAGGGUGUUGUUUAGGGCUGAGAAUGGUAGGAUCAGGCAGGGGAAUGUCUUGGUUGAUUCAGGGUCAACGACCAACAUUAUCCGGAGGGAUUUUGCAAGAGGUUUGGGCCUCCAGGGCAAGAACGAGCCCAUUGAAGUUCAAGUUGUUGGUGGGUCACAGCAGGGCCAGCAGGAUAGUCGUAGACUAAAGUUCUGGAUUUCCCAUUUGGAUGGAGUGGAGGAGCACUUAGUUGAGGCUCAUGAGAUGGAUUGCACAGUAUCUGAGGUCCCACCUUUGAACAUGGAAUAUUUGCAUUCAUUUUCUCAUCUCAGGGAUUUGAACAUCUCCCACCCUGGUGGUCCAGUCGACCUAAUAUUGGGGGCUCAGUACAGUCAUCUCCACUCAGAGGAAGAGGUCAGGCGUGGAUUGGAUUUUGGGCCCAUAGCCAAGCGCAUCCCACUGGGUUGGUAUGUAAUCGGUUCUGAGGGGAAGGCCCCUAAGCGGCUGUCUGUGAAUCUGGUUACUAGGAAGGUCGAUAUGUCUGACUUGUAUGAUCUGGAGGUGCUUGGGGUCAGAGCCCCAACUUGUCAAUGCCCUGUUGAUCCCAUGUCCUCAGAGGACAGGAAGUCUCUAGCGCUGUUGGAGAGCUCUGUGAGUCUGGAGGGGGACCGAUACAUGAUCGGUUUACCAUGGAAGAGAGAUCCCUGUCUCUUGCCUGACAAUUAUUGCCUGACCAAGAAGAGGCUAAUCUCUUUGGAAAGGAGUCUAUCUCGUACUCCAGAGAAGGCUUUGCUUUAUGAUGCCGCCGUCCAGGAGUAUGUCGACAAGGGAUGGGCCGUAAGGGUUGACCCCUGUGAUCUUGAGAAGAGGCCUAGGUUUUAUCUGCCGCAUCAUGGCAUAUACCGUCCUGAUAAACUCAGCACACCCCUAAGAGUAGUCUUUGACCCAGCUUGUCAGUUCCAGGGUGUCUCCUUAAAUUCUUUUCUAUAUAAGGGCCCAAAUUUGAUUGGAAACUUGUUUGGAGUAUUGCUUAGGUUCAGGGAGGACUUAGUUGCUAUUGUGGGUGACAUCUCUAAAAUGUUCCUUCAGAUUUUGUUGAAGCCUGAGGAUACCGAGGUGCAUCGUUUUCUGUGGCGAAACCGGGAUGACACAAGAGACCCUGAAAUCUUCAAGCUGACCAGAGUUGCAUUUGGUGAUCGAUCAUCCCCUGACAUGGCGAGCCUAGUGAUGUUGAAGAUAGCUGAGCGCCACAAGACGUGUCAUCCGGAGGCUGCCCAGGUCCUAGAAGAAGAUCGAUACGUGGACGACCUGAUACAUUCCUGUGGAAAGACAGACGUUGCCCGAGGCAAGAUGAGUGAUCUUGAUGAAAUCCUAGCGACAGGGAGCUUCAGAGUCAAGGAGUGGUACAUUUCUCGUGGUAUCGGUAAACCUGAAGGUCAGCCAGCUAGUGUGCAUAGUGGUGAGUCUAUUAGUCUUGGAGGUAGCGGUAACGAUAGCGUCAAGACCCUUGGGGUAUCUUGGGAUCAUAGCACUGAUUCUAUUCAUUUCAAGGUGAAGGAUCCACCUGACUCGUCUUUGACUAAGAGGUCUGUAUUGUCUCAUCUGUCAACUCUCUAUGAUCCACUUGGUCUUGCUACCCCAGUCACAAUCACUGCCAAAAUUGCCAUGCAGGACAUUUUGAGACUCAAGGACUUUGGUUGGGACACUGGUCUGCCCCCCGACCAGGUUCAGCGAUGGAAUGAGAUUUUCUCCAGUUUCAAACAACUUGAGACAGUGUCUGUCCCUAGGGUGGCCCCACUCCACCAAACCACAAUUCCGCGCCUUGAGCUGAUGGCAGCUCUCAUUGCCUCACGUCUGGCUAAGACUAUUCAUUCUGAGCUGCGUACCAAGCCUGAGGUCCACUUGUGGUCUGAUUCUGAGAUUGUCCUCCACUGGGUCAAGUCUGACUCUCUCUCCUUGAAGCAAUUUGUUGGGGUAAGAGUUGCUGAAAUUCGGGCAACCUGGGAUCCCUCAGUUUGGAAGUUUGUCCCAACAGCCCAGAAUCCUGCGGAUGAUCUCACCAGGGGAUUGACACCAGAAGAGAUGGCCGGUCGCUGGAUUGAGGGGCCAGAGUUUCUGAGGAAAGGAGAGACACAUUGGCCAGCUCAGCCGUCGAAGAUUGCUGAAAGGGAUUGUGAGAAGAGACCGGAAAGACAACCCCCAAGAUGUCUGCAUCAGCUGUGA
Messenger RNA from Lineus longissimus, 2682 nucleotides. RefSeq lists its product as uncharacterized. Gene Ontology annotation, biological process: proteolysis. Gene Ontology annotation, molecular function: aspartic-type endopeptidase activity. The transcript has 3 exons. Bases 1 to 2682 code for a protein of 893 amino acids. The record is from RefSeq and is a predicted model, not a curated record. Lineage: Eukaryota; Metazoa; Nemertea; Pilidiophora; Heteronemertea; Lineidae.